Messenger RNA from Solanum stenotomum, 1476 nucleotides. RefSeq lists its product as uncharacterized. The transcript has a single exon. The coding region runs from base 1 to 1476 and encodes 491 amino acids. NCBI's taxonomy places the organism in Eukaryota, Viridiplantae, Streptophyta, Magnoliopsida, Solanales, Solanaceae. The record is from RefSeq and is a predicted model, not a curated record.
AUGGCUCUAAUUUUGAGAUAUGUCAACAAAAGUGGAAUGGUGAUAGAGCGAUUCUUGGGUAUUGUCCACGUAAAUGAUACAUCUUCUCAAUCAUUAAAAAAGGCAAUUUAUUCUUUGCUUUUGGAUCACUCAUUAUGUACAUCCAAAAUACGUGGUCAAGGUUAUGAUGGGGCUAGUAAUAUGCAAGGGGAAAUAAAUGGUCUCAAGUCUUUGAUUUUACAAGAUACGUCAUCUGCAUAUUCUAUUCACUGUUUUGCUCACCAAUUGCAAUUGACACUUGUAGGUCUUUCCAAAAAGAAUUCGGAUGUGGAUAAUUUUUUUUAUGUUCUCACUAAUAUUUUGAAUACUAUUGGAGCUUCAUUUAAACGCAGAGAUUCACUUCGACAACAUCAAGAAGAUAAGUUGGAAGAGUUGCUUAAAUUUGGAGAAGUUCAUACAGGGCAAGGUUUGAAUCAAGAACGUGGCCUCCAACGACCGGGUGAUACUCGUUGGGGGUCUCAUUUUAAAACCUUGGACAAUUUCCUGAUUCUUUUUUCUACAAUUGUUAAUGUGCUUAAGGAUAUGAAACGUGAUUGUCCAUAUCAUCUUGAUAGAUUUGCGGCGGAAAAUCUUUUGAGCAAGAUUCAUGAAUUUGAAUUUGUCUUUAUGUUGCACUUGAUGUUUAAGGUGUUGCUAUUGACGAAUGAGUUGAAUAAAGUUUUACAAAAGAAAGAUCAAGAUAUCGUUAAUGCUAUGGGAUUGCUUGACCUUUCAAAGAAACGAUUGCAAAUGAUGAGAGAGGAUGAAUGGGACUCUAUGAUGGAUGAGGUUAGCUUAUUUUGUGGUAAACAUGGAAUUUCAAUUCCCAAAAUGAAUGAAGACUACUCUAAUGGGAAGUCGAAGCGUAAGAGGUCCAAUAUUUCAUAUUUGCAUCACUUUCGUGUGGAAGUAUUUUAUGCCGUCAUUGAUUUGGCACUUCAAGAACUCAAUAAUCGUUUUGAUGUGGUGACUAGUGACUUGCUUCUCGGUAUGGCUAGUUUGAGUCCGGUUGAUUCAUUUGCUAAUUUUCACAAGGAUAGGAUAAUGAAACUAGCCGAGUACUACCCAAGUGAGUUUGGUGAUAAAGAGCUUCGGGAACUCAAUUUUCAACUUGAUGAUUUUAUUGUCUAUGCUCAAAAGUGUGAUAGCAAGUUUCUCAACUUGAAGGGAAUCAAGGAUCUUGCAAAAGUGAUGAUAGAGACAAAACUAGAUCAAACUUGGUCACUUGUGUAUCUACUUGUGAAGUUAACUUUGAUUAUUCAUGUUGCUACCGCAAGCGUGGAAAGAGCAUUCUCAUUAAUGAAGUACAUAAAGAAUGAUUUGCGUAAUAGGAUGGAUGAAGAUCUUUUGAAUGGUUGUUUAGUUUGCUAUAUAGAGCGUAGUAUAUUUAAAAAUGUAAGUAAUGAUGCCAUUAUUGACCAUUUUCAAAAUAUGAAAACUCGUCGAGGACAAUUGUAA